This is a messenger RNA of Dunckerocampus dactyliophorus (ringed pipefish), 1051 nucleotides long. RefSeq names its product iodotyrosine deiodinase (gene iyd). NCBI's taxonomy places the organism in Eukaryota, Metazoa, Chordata, Actinopteri, Syngnathiformes, Syngnathidae. The coding region runs from base 121 to 990 and encodes 289 amino acids. The record is from RefSeq and is a predicted model, not a curated record. Gene Ontology annotation, molecular function: oxidoreductase activity. The transcript has 5 exons.
UUUAAACUCAACGCACAUCCCAGGAAUAGCCAGAAAAAGUGGCCGUGGCUGAGCGUACUAAGUAAGCCCCCUCAGGCGUCACUUCCAGUCAAGCGGCCGUAUCAUCUUCUCUGCGCGAUCAUGGCCGUCCUCACGCCCUGCCUGGCGCUGGUGCUGUGCGUGGUGGUGAGCUUCCUGGUGCUGAGGAGCCGCCGCCAAAGCAAGGUUGUAGACCCUCGGGGGAAAACACAAGCGGACUUUAAACCGUGGGUGGACCAGGACCUGCAGGAUGACAGCCAGGUCCCAACAGGAGAGGAUGAGGAAGGCAAGUGGGCGGACAGCAACGUGGAGGACGAUGUCCCGCACGUGCCCUACUCACCUCAGCGCCACCCCGAGGACAAGAUGCUGCAGCGCUCUCACCACUUCUAUGCUCUGAUGAACCAGCGCAGGUCGGUCCGCUUCAUCAGCCCAGAGCCGGUCCCGCGGGAAGUCAUCAACAAUGUCGUCCGCACUGCAGGUACCGCCCCCAGCGGCGCGCACACAGAACCCUGGACCUUUGUGGUGGUCUCGGAUGUGGACACAAAGCAUCGGAUCAGGCUGAUAGUGGAGGAAGAGGAGGAGAUGAACUACCGCCAGAGGAUGGGGGACAAGUGGGUAAAGGAUUUGGCAAAAUUAAGGACAAACUGGAUCAAGGAGUACUUGGAUGUGGCUCCAUACUUGAUCCUGAUCUUCAAGCAGACCUACGGCGUCCUACCAGUCAAGAAGACACAUUACUACAAUGAGAUCAGUGUCUCCAUAGCCUGUGGCAUCCUACUGGCUGCACUGCAGAACGUCGGUCUUGUUACCGUGACGUCGACGCCCCUCAACUGCGGCCCUCAGCUCAGGCUGCUUCUCAAACGACCGCCCAACGAGAAGCUCCUCAUGCUACUUCCUGUAGGCUACGCUGCUAAGGACGCCACCGUGCCUGACCUCACACGCAAACCUCUGGAGGACAUCAUGGUGCACAUAUGAGCCUGCACAGAGCAGACAUCAUCAUAUGUCAUAAGAAAUAUGUCACGUGAUUAAAAGAUCU